UCCUUGUCAGCAUCUGAACUGAAGUAACACAACAUCAACUAUCAGAUCGUUGGCCCAAUUACGCUCUUCAUCAUGGUCCUAAGCGACAAUGAGGAGACAGCACAGGAUGUCCAUACUUCCUCCCUCCCGUACUUACGCUCUCCUCUCCCUUCGAUGCAGUCCCAACUCCCACCUUCGUCAACGAAUGACAAAACAAGCACACAAGUAAAGGACAAGCAAGCUAUCGUUGCACCUCCGUCGUCGGUGGCGGAGCUAUGCGGGAACACGCUCCAGCUGGACGCUCACGCGCCUUUUACAUCCGUCACAAGACUGUCGCCUGCUUCGGAAUCUGUUCAAAUCACUACAAUUGAACACUCGCCUGCUGCUGUGCCGUCUGGAGCGGACGUUACGAUCCGACUCCAGACUGAGCUGCUAACAACCGCCGACGAACUGUACCGCAAGGAUAUAGAUGGUCACGGUGAAGGACGCGCGGGGAAGGCUCCUGAACGGAUUUCAGUAGUGCCGCUACCGCCAUUUUUAAAGCGCUUCCCUAAGGCAAAUACACAGGAGUUGACAGAUGAGGAUUAUUGGUCUUCGUUUCCGCCACACAUAAAAAACUUUGCGCAAAAAAUGUACAAUAUUGCGCAACAGAUGGUACAGUCCGAUGCCGUGCUGAAGACUGGAUUCAGCGCGACUGAAGCUACCACGAUAACCGCAAGGGCCAGCAUGGACGUUCCAGGUUACCCUCCAGGAGCAUAUCCGUCGCUACCUUUUGACCCCUCAAUUUUCUCCGAUCCCGAGUUCACUUUAUCGGUAGACCGAGCAACAGCUGCUCUGGGGACUGCUCUACCAUCACCUGGUCAAUCUCACCCUCCUGAGUUCGGCCAAGAGGAGUUUAUCGAGGAUGACUACAGCGAAGAUGCUGAUGCUGUAGACGGCGACAUUGAGGAUCAAGACCUCGAUGAGAACGAUUCUGAUCUGCAGCCACAAGCAGCAUCAGUUCCGCACGCGCCACAUUUUCGUGGAUCGCUGCCUGCGACCUUUGCGCAGGUAGUUCUGAGCUACGAGGAAACGCGAAGUGGACCGCUUUCGACUGACUUCAGAACUAAGUUAUCAAUGCCUGCUAUGCCAACGCUAGCAGCGCCUGUUGAGGAAUUGGUAUUUCAUAAGAAAAACAAGAAAGUCUCAUCUAUUAAAUACCGGCGGUUAGCGCCGAAAGUCCGGUAGUGCCGGGACAGGGAGUGGGAAUGGGCACGGUGCCGGGAUCGGCGCUGGAAAAGGGUAGUGGGGGGACCGGUGGAGAAUUCAGGAAGCGCUCACUGCCUCUCACCGCCAACGCCAUGCCUGCAGCACGAGCAGCAACAAAAGAAAAUAUAUCUUCCAAUCCUCCGCCAAGCUCCCGCGCGCAGGGAAAGCAGCCUAUGUCGUAUGCACCGCCGACAACG
Molecule: messenger RNA, 1424 nt
Organism: Suillus bovinus
Lineage: Eukaryota; Fungi; Basidiomycota; Agaricomycetes; Boletales; Suillaceae
Exons: 3
Coding region: 73-1206 (377 amino acids)
Source: RefSeq, a predicted model, not a curated record